CCAGCGCGCCGGAGGAAGCGCGUGCGGCUGUAUAGCACUGGUUUUCUCCGUUUUUCCAGCGUGCAAUUCCAGAUUCCCAUUUGCGGUUGAGAUUGUUUGACCAGAAGGUCAUCCUGAUCAUUUUUCCCUCGUCUGCUCUGAGGUUUUCCGCGGGACUGUCAGAACCGCAGCCGCUGCCUUUAUGUUAACCAGUGACUGGGUUGGUUACAUUCCGCGGCGGUGUGUACAGCAGGGUAAUGGGAUCUGGAAACACGUUUUAUGUUUUGUAAAAAUCGAGGCUCAUCUUCACAGGAGGACUGCUAAAGGUGUCUGGCGAAUUAAACCGAGCCUCGUAUCUUUUUUAUUUUAUGUAUCAUUUUGUCAGUUGUGAAUACUGCCAAACCUGUAGGAUACACUAGGCGUACAGCAGGACCAGAACAAUUUGUUGAUUAAAACAUACCAACUUUGAGAACUCCCGAAGCGGUUCCGAGAUGUCCAAUCCAGCGAAGUUCAAAAAGGAUAAAGAAAUAAUCGCCGAGUAUGAGAGCCACGUGAAGGAGAUCCGGGCCCAGCUGGUGGAGCAACAGAAGUGCCUGGAGCAGCAGACAGAGAUGAGGGUGCAGCUGCUCCAGGACCUGCAGGAUUUCUUCCGGAAGAAGUCAGAGAUUGAGACGGAGUAUUCCCGCAACCUGGAGAAAUUGGCCGAACGAUUCAUGGCCAAGACCCGCAGCACCAAGGACCACCAGCAGUACAAGAAGGAUCAGAACCUGUUCUCCCCGGUGAACUGCUGGUACCUGCUGCUGAACCAGGUGCGGAGGGAGAGCAAGGACCACGCCACACUGAGCGAUGUCUAUUUGAACAACGUCAUCCUGCGCUUUAUGCAAAUCAGCGAGGACUCCACCCGCCUGCUGAAGAAGAGUAAGGAUAUCGCGUUCCAGCUGCAGGAGGAUCUGAUGAAGGUUCUGAAUGAGCUCUACACUGUGAUGAAGACGUACCACUUGUACCACGCGGAGACCCUGAGCGCCGAGGCCAAGCUGCGUGAGGCGGAGCGGCAGGAGGAGCGCACCGCCCCCCCCCGCCCCUCGGAACCCGCCGCCCCCCCCCGCCCCGCGGACCACAGCCACAGACCCAGCGCUGCCAGCAAGAUCCAGAAGAUGAAGGAGAAGCGGCUGACCAAGUACUCGGAGAACAAGCUGAAGUCAAUAAGAGCCCGGAACGAGUACCUGCUGACGCUGGAAGCCACCAACUCCUCUGUGUUCAAGUACUACAUCCACGACCUGUCCGACGUUAUCGACUGCUGUGACCUGGGGUACCACGCCGGUCUCUCCCGGGCCCUGCGUACCUAUCUGUCUGCGGAGAGCAGCUUGGAGGCGUCUCGGCGGGAGGGCCUGGACGUCAUGGAGACGGCGGUGGAUGGGCUGGACCCCCCCAGCGACCGGCAGCGCUUCCUGCAGCUGCACCCCAGCUCCUUCUGCCCCCCCGCCCGGCUUGCCUUCCAGCCCCACAUGGGCGACCAGGUGUGCCAGAUCAGCGCACCCCCUCCAGUCCUGGGAGAGCUUGUGCUGCGAUACCAGCAGCUACAGUCCCGCCUGGCCACGCUCAACAUCGAGAACGAGGAGGUGAAGAAGACCUCUGAGGCGACCCUGUCAGCUCUGCAGGACAUGGUGAGCCUGGAGGAUUACGACGUGUCCGAGUGCUUCCAGCACAGCCGCUCCUCCGACUCGGUCCGGUCCGGAGCGUCGGAGACCCUCAGCCGGCCCAGCCUGGCCCGCCGCCGCGCCCACCUGCAGGAGACCGAGCAGUUCUACUUCACAAAAUUCCGGGAGUUUCUGGAAGGGAGCAACCUGAUCUCCAAGCUGCAGGCCAAGAAUGACCUGCUGAAGAGGAGCCUGGCUGAAGGUCACAGAGCUGACUACAUGACCACCAGCCGAGGAAGACGGAAGUCCCACAUCCGGCACCAGGAUGCUGCUCAUGCUAUCCCUCGUGUGGUGGAGAGCUGUAUUCGCUUCAUAAACCUCUAUGGACUGCAGCACCAGGGGAUUUUCCGAGUUUCAGGUUCUCAGGUAGAAGUCAACGACAUCAAGAACUCGUUUGAGAGAGGUAACGAUCCACUGGCCGAUGAGGAGAACAGUCACAACAUGGACUCCGUUGCCGGCGUUCUCAAACUGUAUUUCAGAGGGCUGGAGAACUCCCUCUUUCCCAAGGAAAGAUUUAACGAGCUCAUCUCCUGCAUCAGAGUGGAGGAUCAGGCUGAACGGGCGCUGUGCAUCCGGAAGGUUCUGCUGAGUGCUGUGCCGCGCCCCGUCCUCAUUGUGAUGCGCUACCUCUUCUCCUUCCUCAACCAUCUGUCCCAGUACAGCGAUGAGAACAUGAUGGACCCCUAUAACCUGGCGGUGUGUUUCGGGCCCACUCUCAUGCCCACGCCCGAGCCCCUGGACCCCGUCUCCUGCCAGCCGCAGGUUAACGAGGUCGUGAAGACCGUCAUCAUCCAGCACCACGCCAUCUUCCCAGACCCCAGAGAGCUGCACGGGCCCGUCUACGAGAAGUGCAUGGGGGGCUACUGUGAGAGCCCAUACAGUGAGCCUGGUGCUCUGGAGGAGGGGGACCAGGAGGGGGACCCGGAGGGUGGCAUGGAGACCCACACCAGCGAGGAAGAGUCAGAGCCCAUCGAGGCUAUCGCGCGGUUUGAGUACUCUGGCCGCUCUGCGCGGGAGCUGUCCUUCAGGAAGGGGGCGUCUCUGCUGCUGCUCCAGCGCGCAUCACAGGACUGGUGGGAGGGGAGGCACGGCGGGCGGGACGGGCUGGUGCCCCAUCAGUACAUCCUGCUGCAGGACCGAUGCAGGAAGCGUUCAGACCCCCCCUCUCGCCGGCCCAUCGCCAUGGAGACGGCGGGAUCACCCGUGGGGGGGGAGUACAGCCCGCGGGACCUGCUGCGUGGGAGGGGCCUGGCUGUGAUUGACAGCCCUGAGAGGCCCCCCCACAUUGGCCGCCACGAGUCGCUGCGAAAAACCGACAGCCCCCCCCUGCGCCCCCCCCCUGAGGCCAUCACACAGGACAUCGAGGAGACGAUGAAUGCUCUGACUGAGUUGCGUGAGCUGGAGAGGCAGAGCUCGGCCAGUCACGCUCCAGACGUGGUGUUAGACACACUGGAGCCUCAGAAGGCCAGCCCCCUCCUGCUUCCUGCUCGUCACCGUGGCAACGCCCACUCCAACACCCCCUCCCCCGACAACAUCAGCAGCUUCAAACCCCUACUGGCCCCACGUAUGGGGCUGCAACUCCAACCCCUACUGGCCCCACGUUUGGGGCUGCAACUCCAAACCCCCAGCCUGCGCCCCAAGCCACUGCUGCUGCCCAAAACUGGCUCCGCCCAGCCCCCCGCCCCCCCACCCCAAGACCCCCUGGACAAGUCCUGCACAAUGUGAGCGCCCCCCUCUGGCCACACGGGCAUGUGACAGAGACUGUAAACAGGAGAGCAUUUGCAUCGCAACAUAUUAUCCAUGUUCAUGAGAAGAUUCUCAAUAAUAUGUUGGUUGGGGUAGGAGGGAUAUUAAAGUAAUUCAUGAUUGUUAAUGUAUUGACGUAAGAUGGGUGUGUAUACUUUCAGUGUCUCUGCAGUUAUAGCCACUUGGAAGCCAGGAACUAACCUGCUGCUGUUCCUGUAGCUGAACCAUAGGGAUGUUACUAUAGCCCUGUUUCAGUACAGGAUUCCCAGAGAGUAGUUGGUAUAUCUUAGAUCAAAAAAAGGCAGCCACUGAGGCACUGAUAUAGCGUAAAUAGUGUAACUUCAAAUGUUUAAAUGUGCAACACAGUUAGAUUGUAAAGAUUUUUUCUUGAUAAAGACUUCCUGUAAAUGUUUGGAUUCAGUGAAUGGAGUUCUACAUUAACAAGGACAAGAGCUUUUUGUUGUUAGAUUACCCCUCAGAACUGUGGAGAAUGUUUGCUUUUAUCAGUAUCAGCUGAAGUAAGUAGGUGUAGUUAAGUGAUAUUAGGCCUGUCACAUGAAUAUAGGCAUUUACUCAGUGAGGAACUUGAAAUGGACACUUUGGAAAGCUGCUAUAUUCUCCAUCACCACUUGGAGAGAAAGUGAAAAGGGGAAAAGGGUUCAGUGCUCCAAAGCCUUUUCAAUGCACUCGCCCACACGCACGGAAGAGCUCGCUCAUUUCAGCUCUGCCAAAAUGUAUAGCACGUGUUCCUCUUUUUAUUAUCAGUUAAAAAUGGGGACAGGUUUUUUUUCUGCAAGAUUAGCAGAAUAGUUUCAACAGUCAUGGAAUGUAGCUACUUGGAGAGCACGUUUAUUAAUAAUUCCAUGAAAUAUUUUGUUCAUUCUUGGAUGUGUGUGCGCGUGCGUGCGUGUGUGUGCGCAUGUGCACACGUGCAUGCGUGCGUGUGUGUGCGCGUGUGUGCGUGCGUGCGUGUGUGCAUGUGUGUGCGUGCGUGUGUGU
Messenger RNA from Conger conger (European conger), 4421 nucleotides. Its product is annotated as SLIT-ROBO Rho GTPase-activating protein 1-like. The record is from RefSeq and is a predicted model, not a curated record. The transcript has 21 exons. Gene Ontology annotation, cellular component: cytoplasm. Gene Ontology annotation, biological process: negative regulation of cell migration; signal transduction. Lineage: Eukaryota; Metazoa; Chordata; Actinopteri; Anguilliformes; Congridae. Bases 471 to 3401 code for a protein of 976 amino acids. Gene Ontology annotation, molecular function: protein binding.